AAGGUUCUCAGUCAAAUUUUCAAACAUAAUUAAUUUGACUGCUACCAGCAUCAGAUACGCACCUUAAUGAUUAACCAUCAUCGAAUUCAUUUUCAGUGAGUAAUGAGCAUUUAUAUGCACAUAAAUCCAUUCAGAUGCUUAAUAUGAAUGCAUCAAAGUCCAUAUCGUUUACAUUGUUUAUUUUGCAUUCGAAGGAGAGUGAGAAUACCAGGAAAGCCAUCAAGUUUACUGCAUCUUGAAUUUUCAAAUGUCUAAGGUCAACAGGACUACACUUUCAGUCCGCACGACCAAAAUAGCUCCUUCUUGGAAGCUGCGAGAAUCUGCAUAGUAAACAGACUCAAGUACCCGUCGCACUUGGAUUUCCCUUCAGGCAGUGCCUGACGUGCGCCAGUAUCACGAGCUAGUAGAGUUCGUUGUUUAUGGAAUAACGAUCAAAUACGAAACAGGACCUGACCAGCACAAGUGACGAUUGGGGAAAAAACACCAAAAUAUGUGGUGUAAGUCUCCUUUGGGUGCGGUGAGAGAUUAAACAAUCAGCCAAAACUAAUUGCACCUGUUUUUCGUCGUUUACGUGAGCACUGAGGAGGCUUUCUGUGCAAUCUGACCUGCGCACACUAGAGCGCUGGCCCACUUAGGCUAUGCCGUGUUUUCCAACUCAGUGUUCAGUUUAGAUAAACUUUAACCCGAAAGCAACAUACACCCUCUGGCAUCUUGACACUAGUUUGAAAGUCCAACACUAACGCUGUAGAUCAGUUUUCAAAGAUUCGCUUUUCUUUCUGUCUGUCUUUCUUUUUUUUCUCUCUCUCUUUUUUUGGACAAUCACAUUUAAAAUAGUGGCGGAUGUAAAUAAUAUUAAUUCUGUAGCUAAAGGUGAAAUAUCGUUGUUUUCCAUACUAAAAGACUCGUGUGGUGUUUUAGUACUCUUGGGUGCGCUUAUAUAGUCCUUCCCCACUUAUUUUCUUUAGUAGGCUCAUAAAAAAAAUCUUGUAUUUCUCAGCGGUUAACCUGUAAAGAUAUGGGAUCAUUACAGCUUCACUUAAGCUAAAGCACAUGAUCUUUUGUAGGAAAAUGCCAAACGUUGUUAUGACGGCUCAUCCAUCAAAUGGUGGAACUGUGACACAAGUGGACAGCAUCCACCAUUUGCCCAGUCCUCCCCAUCCUCCCACUGUGGAUGGUGCUAGUGAAAGUGGACACCAUACGGAAGUAGUUAAAGAAAGGACUCCCCAAGGUGGUGAAUGGCUCCUGUCUGGGAUAAUUUGCAUCAACAUCCUGAUGCUUGGCUGUGCGCUGGUCAGCAGCAGCGCCUUCAAUGUUGUGGCCAUAACACCAGUGCACCGGCAAAUCUUCCUCAUCACCCUCCUCGUCCUUACUAUGUUGUGGAUGCUGUUUUACAUGGUCGUCACCUCCCGAAAGGAUCAUGCAGUCUUAUUUAAAGAUCGCCAUGCUGGGCCUGUGUGGCUCAAGGCUGGGCUUGUGCUGUUUGGCCUCCUUAGUUUCCUCAUGGACAUCUUCAAGAUUGCCACUUAUGUGGGCUACCUUCACUGUGAUUCUCCUGUUAAAGUAGCCUACCCCGUUGUGCAAGCUGUGUUUUUAUUUUUCCAGACCUACUUCCUGUGGUUUCAUUCAAGGGACUGCGUGCAGCUACACACCAACUUAACACGAUGUGGGCUUACUCUUACACUUUCAACUAACCUGGUGGUGUGGAUGGCAGCAGUGACUGAGGAGUCGAUUCACCAAACUGAGAUAACUCAUCUGAAUAUAAGUGUCUCGCACAAGUUGUACAGAGCCAACUACGGUGCCAAGAUGUGCACAUGCAGUCAUAUGGCAUGUGAGACCUUCAAAGAGGCCUUCUACUACCUGUACCCCUUCAACAUAGAAUACAGCCUCUUUGCUUCUGCCAUGACCUACAUAAUGUGGAAAAACGUGGGCAGAAUUGUUGAGCAUCACAAGCACUACAAAUUUAACUUCUAUGUGAAAGAUGUUUUCGUAGGGCCUGUAGCAGGACUGCUCCUGGUGGUGGCAGGACUUGUUACAUUUGUACUGUACAAGAUUAACAUACUCAAAGAAGACAAGGAGAAAAGAAACAAGGCCCUGCUGAUUCAUUUCAUUAUGAACAUAGUGAUUGUUAGCUUGAUGUCCCUCUCCACUAUGAUUGGUUGCAUUAUUUACAGACUGGACCGCAGGGAAUAUGUAUCAGACAAAAACCCCACUCGCAGCCUGGACGUGGGGCUACUGGUGGCAUCCUCUUUGGGGCAAUUCAUCAUUAGCUAUUUCAGCCUUGUGGCUACAGUGGCGAUGGGAGCCCAGGGUUACCUAAAUGUGCUCAACCUGGCCUGGGCUGUGGUAAUGGUGGUUGAGAUUGGCCUGCAGAACUAUUUCAUCAUUGAAGGCCUCCAUCGGGAGCCCAUCAAUGUAAUGCAGGCAAACGCCCGUGCUUUUCAAGAUCACACCGAAAUGGCCAAUGACGUGGAGGGUCAAAUAUCAAGAUUCUCAAUUUCUAAAAAGCCAAGUUGGAAAAGAAGAGUUCUGAGGGAAGUGUGUGCCUUUUUGCUCCUGGCAAACAUAAUUCUAUGGAUCAUGCCUGCAUUUGGGGCUCGUCCCCAGUUCGAUCACUCCGCUGAGAUAUACUUCUACAAUUACACAAUGUGGAACGCAAUUGUGAAUAUUGGACUUCCUUUUGGAAUCUUCUAUCGCAUGCACGCUGUGGCCAGUCUCUUUGAAGUUUAUCUAAGAGAUUAACUAAUCUCCUAGCUGGACUCAUUAUUUCAAUAUAGGUGUAUAAAAAGUGAACAAUCUUAUGUAUCAAAACAUUUAAUAUGUUAUUUAACUACCUUUAAUAAAUAAAUAAAUAAAUGUCUUUGUGUUUUCAGUUUUCCCUCUAGAAGGAUUUAGUG
Molecule: messenger RNA, 2894 nt
Organism: Oreochromis niloticus (Nile tilapia)
Lineage: Eukaryota; Metazoa; Chordata; Actinopteri; Cichliformes; Cichlidae
Gene: otop2
Product: otopetrin 2
Exons: 6
Coding region: 1051-2739 (562 amino acids)
Biological process (GO): proton transmembrane transport
Cellular component (GO): membrane
Molecular function (GO): proton channel activity
Source: RefSeq, a predicted model, not a curated record